Messenger RNA from Papilio machaon (common yellow swallowtail), 1241 nucleotides. Its product is annotated as lens fiber major intrinsic protein-like. The transcript is spliced from 4 exons. Gene Ontology annotation, cellular component: plasma membrane. Gene Ontology annotation, molecular function: water channel activity. The record is from RefSeq and is a predicted model, not a curated record. Lineage: Eukaryota; Metazoa; Arthropoda; Insecta; Lepidoptera; Papilionidae. Gene Ontology annotation, biological process: transmembrane transport. The coding region runs from base 225 to 1004 and encodes 259 amino acids.
CCUUCACUUUUGCGGCGUCAUCUUAUAAUGAUACUAUAUUUCCAAGGAUUACUGGUUUCGAGACCAGUUUCUUGUUCAUGUCCUCACGAUAUUAUUUCAAUUUGACAUAUGUCAGUAUUGUAUGAUAAUGACGAAGUUGUUUUACCUACUAAUAUUACAUCCAUUGAUUUUAUAACCGUUAAAAAUCGUAAUCUUUGUGCUGACGACAAAACAAAUAGUAAACGAUGCCAUGGAGCUCCCCAGUUGCAGAGUCCGAGCGAGGCGUGGGCGCGUGGGCGCGGCGCUGGUGGCGCCCCCUGCUGGCCGAGCUGGUGUCCACCGCGCUGCUCGUUCUCCUGGGUAUAGCGGCACUGCUGCCGGUCGGCGGAGCCGAGGCCCCGCUCACACAUCCCGCCCUCGCCUUCGGCUUCGUGGUGUUGGCCAACGCGGAAAUUUUCGGGCCGACGUCAGGGGCGCACAUGAACCCGGCGGUGAGCCUCGCCGCGUUGGUGGCGGGCCAGCUGCCGGCCGCCGCGGCUGCGGGGUACGCGCUGGCGCAGCUCGCAGGCGCAUUGCUCGGGUUCGGUGCGCUACGGGCGAUGACGCCGCAAGCGGCGGGCGAGGGCGCCACACACCCGGCGGUGUCGUGGGCGGCCGCCGUGGCCGUCGAGGCGACGCUGACGGGAGUGCUGGCGAUGGUAUGCUGCGCGCUGUGGUCCGCGCACGACGCCAGCCGGCCCGACCGCACCGCUUCCCUUAAGGUCGGACUCACCGUGGCCGGACUUAUCUAUUCCGGGGGCCAUCUGACGGGGGCCAGCCUCAACCCGGCGCGCAGCUUCGCGCCCGCGCUCUUCCAGGGCCUCACGGCUGACCAUUGGGUGUACUGGGCGGGCCCGCUGGGCGGCGCGGCGCUGGGCGCGCUGCUGCACCGCGCGCUGCUCGCCCGCUCCGCGCCCCGCCCCGCCGCCCACCACAUCGCGCGCCCUGACGAGGCGCUGCCACUGAACGACAAGCCCGAGCCCUAGCCAACAUCAACCUUAACAAAAUGUUCGUCUGUCUUUUGGUGCAACAUGUUGUAUAAUUUUAGGGGCCAUUCUUUAAUAACGUAAGUUUCUCGAGAGUAAAGCUCCACGUGCCGCUGUGUAGGUGCGAAGGUGGUAAACCAAUUCUAACGUUUUAUUUUUUAACAUUUGAAAAGCGAAAAUUUAACGGCAUCUAAGAGUAAGCGAUACUUUGUUAAAAAGAACUUUUAACUCAUGUAU